AUGCCGAAGAAGCUGCCGGGCCCCGGCGACGGCGAGCUCUUCUGGCGCUGGCUCGUGAUCUACCCGGCGGCGCUCGCGGUCAUCGCGAGCGAGACGUCGGGCCUCGUCUCCGGCGUGCCGCGCGCGAGCCGGGACCCGCUGGCGCUGCCGCACGCCUUCGUCGCCGCGUGCUUCGGGCUGGCGUCGCUCCAGUGCGUCGCCCUCGGCUGGUACGCGCGGCGCGUCGAGGGCGACCUGGGCUACCCGGGCUGGGUGCACCGGGGCGCCGGCGCGCUCGAGGCCGCCGUCGUCGCGCUCCGCGUGUCCGGCGCGCGCGACGGCGACGACGCGCGCGUCGCCGUCGCCGCCGUCCUCACGGGCCUCCUCAUGGGCGGCGCGGCCUGGACCUGGCUCGUCGCGCUCCGGAGGCCCUCGCGCUUUCUGCCCGCGGCGCUGAUUUUGGGCUGCACGUUCGCGACGCGGCCGAACUCCAUCCCGACGGCCAUGCCCGCCUUCGUCGCCGCCAUCUCCGCGGGCGCGCUCUCCGCCGGCGCCGUCCGCUUCCUCUUCGUCAAGGCGCCGAAGAAGAAGAAGAAGGCGGUCGCUUCGAAGGACGACUAA
Aureococcus anophagefferens is the source of this 600-nucleotide messenger RNA. RefSeq names its product expressed protein. The record is from RefSeq and is a predicted model, not a curated record. The transcript has a single exon. NCBI's taxonomy places the organism in Eukaryota, Pelagophyceae, Pelagomonadales, Pelagomonadaceae. The coding region runs from base 1 to 600 and encodes 199 amino acids.